AUGGAUAAAAAUUAAAGUGAAAAUUUUAUAUCCAAUAAUAUUAGCUAAGCAUCAAAUCCUUCGAAGUUAUAGGAAGCAAGAUUUAGAAAAGCUAUGUAAAACAGAGUUUAAAAUCUUGCUUUGUCUAAUGUAAUAGGUUUGACAUCUAAUAGUAAACACAAUAUGCUAAUAAAUCCUGUAAGUGGAGAGCUUUAUUAUAUUGCAGGAAGUACUAUUGUAGUUUAUAAUAUUGAAUAAAAUGUUUAAAAGAAGUAUAUACAAUCUCCAAAUAAAAGAAAUAUAGUGUGUAUUUGCCUUUCUAAAGAUUGUAGGUAUUUAGCAGCAGGAGAGGGUACAAGUAAGUAGCCUGAAAUUAUAAUAUGGGAUUUACAAUAAGUCUUCUCAAGCAAUAGUCAAGAAGGUGAUAAACCUAUAAAAUAACUUAAAGGUCAUAAAAUAGGUUUAAAAAUGUUAUUUUUUUCUCCAAAUAUGAAGUAUUUAUUAUCAAUUGGAGAUGAGAAUGAUAAAGGUUUGUUUGUAUGGGAUUGGAUAGCUGAAGAAAGAAUUACUUUAAAUAAAAUGUCAAAAGUACCUUUAUCUGCUUGUUUUUCUGAAGAUGGUACUAAGUUUAUCACAUGUGGAGAAAAGUACAUAAAACUAUGGUAGUUUCAUAGUAAUGGGGAUGUUAUAAAAACACCAGUUAAAGAAAAAGAAAAUGCAUACAUCAUAGAGGGAAAAUCUAUAAAUUUAGGAUCUAAAAUGCAAGAAAAGACAUUUACUGACUGUGAAUAUGAUAAGUAAAGCAAGUACUUAUAUGUAAGUACUUCAACUGGCCAGAUAUGUAUAGUGGAUGAAAGCAGAACAAUACAUAAGUUCAUGGAUAUUAAAGUUUAAAGAAUUUUUAAUAUAGCAAUAGGAAAGGAUUUUAUAAUUUGUUCUUGCUCAGAUAAUUUUAUAAGAGUUUUAAGGACGUCUACUCUAGAUUACAUAACUUCUUUCCCUAAAAUGCCUCCACUCCUUUAAUACAACGUUGAAAAAGGUUAAACUAAAAUAAAAUUUCAAAGUACUGAAUAUGCAGAUGCAAUAGGAUUGGUUUAUGAUGAUUUAAGAGCAAAAGUUAGUAUUGUUUAUAGUGAUAGAAGUCUCUUCAUCUGGGAUAUUUAAUAAUUUGAUUAAAUAGCAAUAAAGAGAAGCUUCUUAAACCAUUCAGGAGGCAUUAACGAUUUAUAAAUAUUAAAUAAUCCAUCUUUUUCUGAAAUAACAUUUUUUAUGACUACUUCGACUGAUAAAACUGCUAGAAUUUGGCAUGAAAUAAGUACAGAGGAUAAUUCAAAAUAGUAAGAAUAGAAUUUAAAGUUUCGCAGAAAUGUUUAUUCAAAAAAUCUUAGUCGUAUAAUUUAUUUAACAAAUGAUGUUGAAACAUUUAAGUAUAAAGAAUAACCAACAAAUUUAACAGAAGGAGAACAAGUGAAUUAGGACAUAGAGGUUUAAGAAUACCCAACCUGCAUUAAAAGCACUUAAGAUGGGUCUCAAAUAAUUUUGGCAAAUAAUAAAGGAUAAUUAAUUUUCAUGAACGUUUCAAACUUUGAAGUUUCGCACUAAUUUUAAGCUCAUGACAAAGAAAUAUCAUGCAUGGAUUUAAUAGAGACUUCAUCACAUAGAUUUUUAGCAACAGGAGGAAGAGAUAGACAAAUAAAAAUUUUUGAUCUAAAAAAUAAUAAUAAAUUGAUAUUCACUCUUGAUGAUCACAGCUCUUCAAUAGUGGCUUUAAAAUUUGCAUAAUCUUAAGAUCAUUAAACAAUUUAUUUGAUAUCAGCUGCAACUGAUAGACAAAUUAUUUUUAGAGAAUACAAAAACUAAAUCUUCGCAACUAUUCAUAGAGAAGUUGAUAAACAUAAUAAAAUUAACUCUUUAGAUAUUUCUUCUGACCAAUAAACACUUUAUGUUGGAUUUGAUAAAAAAAUAAAUUCAUUUUCAGUAUCAACAGGAAAGCCUAUCAAGUAGACUGAAACCAAAGAAGAUGAAAAAGUUUCUAAAACCUAUUUUGAUAACUUAUCUACUUUAACAGAUGUUUCUUCAUCAUAUAUAGCAUGCUUCAACUAAGAUAAAGUGAUAAGGAUUAGAGACUGCUAGACAAUGGCAGUUGUUUCAAAGGCUUUAGUAGGAGAUACUGUGACAGGUAUGGGCUUUACAAUUAACAAUAGCCAUUUAAUAACAAGCACAAGUGAAGGUUUAAUUUACAUAUGGAAAAUGAGUUCUGAUCUGAAAAAUAAUAUAGACAAAAAAAAAUAAUAGCUUGGUAUAAUAGCUAAAAAAAUAUAAGACUUCUUUAAAUAAGAAGGUUAGAAUAUGCUGUCUACAAAAGAUUUAAAUUUAGGCUCGUUCUGGAUAGAAGAAGAAAUGAGAUAAUAUAUGAUAUAGCAGUAAAAGUAAAAUCAGAAUGUACCUCUUUAAAAAGAGGAUUCGUUUGAUCCAAUAAAAAAUUUGAAACCAACUGACUUAAUGAGAAACACAAAUCUGCCAAACUGGGCAAAAACAAAACCAUCAACAAAUAAUUAGCAAUAAUAAAAACCAGUUGAUGAAGAAAAUUUACUCAAUGAUUUUAAAGAUAGAAUUAUAAUUGAUAAAAAAGUUAGUAAUUAUCCUGAUAAAAAAACCAAUAAUUUUAUUAGAGAUAGUGAGUACAUAUAAGAUAGUAUUAAUGCUAGGUUCAGCAGUUAGAUUUAGCAGCAUUAAGUAAAUUCAUAGUUUUAAAGCAAGCUCUAACAAGGUUAUGGAUUAGAUUCAAUAAAUGAAAGAGAUUUUAAUGAUAAUGAUUAUGAAGAUGAGAUAUUCUCAAAAAAUUAGGUAGCAAGUAUUAUUGGCUAUAACAACUAGAACAAUUAAUUUAAAAAUUAAGAUGGUUCACCAUAAAAUGAUAAGCAGUAAAAUCAAAUUCUAAAAAUAGAAGAUUAAUAAUUUGAUGAUGAUUAUAGCAAUUAAAAGCCCAUAUAUAUAGAUGAUAAUAAAAUUAUAGGAUUGAAAAAUGUUUCUGACUAAGGUGAUUCUGAUGGAUUUCAGUAUAACAGUGACCACCUAUCUCAAUUUUUAAAAUAAGAUUAAACCGUACCUAUAUCCUCUACUCAAGCUCAGUUGCUUAGUAAACUUGCUAAUACAAACCUAGCUUAAAUAGCAUAACAAAAUAAUGAAUUAUAAGUAGAAGAAAUCUAUAGCAAUUAAAGUUAAAAACAUUUAUCCAAUUAAAAUAGUAAUUAAUCACUUAAGAGUGAAAAAGAAGUAAAUGACAUCAAGUAUAAAAAAGAUAAUGGAAAGAUUUCUACUUUUGACGUUGAUCAUAUUUAGGGGUAGUUGUAAAAAGUUGAGCAUAAUAUAAAAUAAGCUGAGAAUAAUUUUAAAUUCAAGGAAGAUUAGAUAAAUAUAUUCUAAAGUAGUAAUCAGUAACCUGUAUCUCAUAAGCAACAAACAUUUUCAAAUAACAAUCUAAUAAAUUCAAUAAACAUAAGUGAUGACAAUUAAAUACAUUAAUUUGAAGAAGAACAUAAACAAGUAGAUGGAUUGAUAAUGCUUGAUGAUGAAGAUGAAUUGGAAGAAGAUUAAGCCACUUAAAAAAUCAAUAAAUUACAAUAUUAGGAAUAAAAAUAGGAAGUAUAUUAACUCAGUAACAAACUAAAUUAAAAUUAAGAGUUUGUUUUAUCAAAGAAGUUUGGGAAGGAUAAAGAAUCUAUGCCUAAACAACUUGGAGUAGAUCUUGAUUAAAUAUAAAUCAAGGAUCAGUCUAAACAAAAUACACUUAAAAGUGAAUAAUUAAAAUAAGAUAAUGUGAUAAAUACAGAAAAUUUACAAUAAAGCAAUAAGCAACUCUUAAUUAAAAAUGCAGCAGAAAAAAAGUUUUCAUCAAUAAACUAAUUAGUUUAAUAAAAAGAAGAAGAUGCAGAAAUCAUUUAUGAAGAAAUUGAAAAUAAUCAAAGCAGUAUUAGUAUGUAGUCAAAUUAGGUUUUAUAAAAGUAAAAGUAGCAAACUUAGCUCAAUGAAAAUAAAAAUUCUAAAGAAUCAGAAAUGAAUUAGCAUUCGAUAAAAGAAAAGAACUUAAUUGGAGAUCAAAGUGUUUCGAAAUAUUAAAAAUAAACAUAUGUACAAGAAGAACCAAGGGAUGAAUUUGAUGAGAGUUAUAUAGUUUGUAAUUCAAAGGAGUAUUAAUAAUAUCAAAACGAGUUAGAAGCCAGCUUUAAAAUUAUUCUUGAUUAGCUAAACAAAAUUGAAGAUAUUGUUGAAAAUAAAUUAGAUCACGAGCCAGUCUCAAUAAGAAAGAAAGUAUGUGAAAAGGUUCAGUUAAGAGCAAAUAAAAUAAAAGCAUCUCUAUAAAAUAUAAACUUCAAAACACAAUAGGCAAGUCAGCAAAAUAUCAGUAGUCAAUUCAAUAUUUCAUAUGCUGAUUAAGAUUUUGCAUCUUUAUAUAAAAUGAGCUAACCAAACCAACUAAACUCAAUCUUUUCAGAUGGUAAUAGCACUAAUAAGGUAGAAUAAGAAUAUAAAAAUUAAGAGAGUGAAAAUGAAUGCGAUGAAGAUUCGCAAAUUCUUGCAAACUAGGGAGAUAAAAUUAAUAAUCAAAUGGAAUUUGAAAGUGUAAGCAUUAAUUAGGAUGCCGAAGAGGAAGAAGAUGAUUCUUCAAAUGAUUAAGAAUUAAUGCCAAGAGCUCUUCCGAUUCAAAGCAACAGCGAUAUUGAUUCAGAGCAUGAAGACUAUGAAGGUCUUUAGUACCUUUUAAAUGUUAGAAGAGAAGCUAAUAAAACAAGCAAUAUUAUGGUUGCAAAAAAUGUUAAUGUAGUCUAAUCAGAAACAGAUUAAAAGUAUAUCCCAUAAAGCAUUUUGAAAGGAGAGUUUUAAGAAACAAACAAGUUAAAUUCUUGGGAAUAAGACUAGCUUAAUUAAUUUAAAAACUUUAAAAAACAUUUAGAGUAUAUUGAUGAGCAAGUACAAAAAGGAAUAAAACCAUCAGAAAUUAUUUCAAAUUAUUAUAAUGGGUUAGAAGAUGACAAGUAUAUAAAAAGUAAAAAGUGCUUUUUAGAAAAUUUCACAAACGAAGAUUUAACAAAAGUUGUGAUUCCAUCAACAUAAACUCUUUAAAAAAUCACAUACAUAAGAUUAGAGAAGAUUUUAGAGUACAUAGAUCAUGUAAUUUAUGAUAAAUUGGAAUUAGCUGAGUAGAUAUAACAGGAAAAUAAAGAAAAUUUAUUAUAAUUAUAUAAAGAAAAGCAAGUAUUUUUAAAUUAUAACUAGUAUUUAUGGAUAUAUGGAUUGAUGGGGAGAUUAGAUAAUCCUAUUUUAGCAGAUAUUAGUUGUAUCUUAAACAGAAUUCUUAAAAUGGCUGUGUUUUAAUAAAAAAAUAGUUAAUAAAAUUAGGAAGACUAUCAAAUGAUAUAGGCUAUGACAUAAAUUAUAAUUGUUAUUAUUAGGGAAUAUUAUGGUUAAAAGUAUAUUGCUAUUUGA
Molecule: messenger RNA, 5466 nt
Organism: Tetrahymena thermophila SB210
Lineage: Eukaryota; Ciliophora; Oligohymenophorea; Hymenostomatida; Tetrahymenidae
Product: survival motor neuron interacting protein
Exons: 9
Biological process (GO): spliceosomal snRNP assembly; mitotic spindle organization; regulation of mitotic cell cycle
Cellular component (GO): mitotic spindle
Molecular function (GO): protein binding
Source: RefSeq, a predicted model, not a curated record